UUGGUCGCCUUGGGCCUCUGAGGCCCAACAGGGGAUGGAAAAAAAAACAUACGAGUAUUAAGUUAGGGCAAGUUUCAGGCGACACAAUCUGCUUCGACACUCCGCAGGACGCGGCCUCCGCUAUCGCCUCAGGUGACAAGCAAGACACUCUUCUUAGGAUCUCGUGAGGUUAUUUGCCUUGAACUUGAAUCAAAUCAUUGUAUAUUGAGGGCCUCUCAAAAUAUUUGGAAUCUCAAGGCCGGCCCUGGGCGGAGGAGGCAACUAAAGAUGGAGGAUGCGGCAAGAAGUUUGUUUAUGGUUGCGAGUUUUCAUGAGUCCCUACACUGUGCUGCAAUUUAUGAAAUCAAAUUUGGUGGUGGAGGUGGAGGAGUAGGGGAAAUUAAAAUUGAUGGUCCUCUGGUGAAAGCGUUUAGUUGCUCUGAAGAGAACCGACUUUCACUGGUUGAUUGUGACAUGGUAGGAUCGAAAAUAUGCUUGGCGGCUUCAUGUACGCUAUCCACAGAGGAUGGGCGCAAAAUAAUCUCGUUCGAUCCCCUCCUUUUCGAUACAGUUACCAAAGAGCUCGAUCAGUUGCCAAAGCCACAAGCAAAAAAACCCUAUCCCAAAGUGAUGGCAGUGGGUGGAAGUUUUUAUGUGCUUUCUACAGAUACCCUAUGUUCUGGCUUCCGCAUAAAAUCUCCGUCAUUUGAACGUUUUGAUCCUAUUCAUCGGAAGUGGGAUUCUAUCGUACCUGAGUACCGUGUGCCGGCGAAGACAAGCAUGGCUGUAGUAGGUUACGCAGUCAUCAAUGACAUUAUUCUCAUUUCAGUUGAAAAUGCAACUAAUUAUGGCAAAACUGAAUUCCAUUGUUACAGAAUCGGGAGUUCAAUGGAGAAGUGGCAGGUCGUUGAAAAGGAAUACAGAGAUGUGAGAUAUUAUGCCUUCAUUGGAAAGUCUGAAUUUGUUGAUGAUUUCGUAUACACUUGGGUGGAGAAUUGUUUAUUGAUUGCAUACCACGUUACAUUUUCCUCUGGAGAUGAUGAUGAUCGUACCAUUAAAUCUCUUGGUGCUCCAGUGAAAAUUGUCGAUACGGACCCUCUUGAUGAUCUGCUGUAUAGGUUAUACACCUCGAGUCUUGUUCAUUUGGGAAACAAAGUAUUUUGUGUGGCGAGGACUGAAAUAAAAAGGGUGCCCCCUAAAGUUCAACAUGUUACCAUCAUGACCUUGAAAGUUUCUGACAGCAUGGAUCCUGUAACGGUGAGUGCAGAAGUGAGUACAGACUUCUACCUCUUGAAUACAGAGGGCCUCGGUCAGGCAGAUGUACAAUCACUUUUUUUGGACUCUCGGUGGAUGCAAUAUGACUCCAAGUCUAAAGUGGCUGAAUCGGUGGACGGUUUCUUGCAGAGGUUGGGCCUCCAAAAAUAUUCAAUUUCAUUCGAAGAUAAGAAAAUUGAUAUGGCCACCCUUAAAAACAUGACUAAUGAGGGUCUCAAGGCUUUAGGAUUACGAAAGAAGCAUAGAAAAAGUGAGGGCAUGAAACUAUGACUCCAAAGAAGAACCUGAUAAAGAUUAAAGAGCUUAUUGUUCCUUCAUGCAUAUCAAUGUCAUCUCGAUUCUUUGGCAUGCACAGAGUAGAAAAGGGUCCAAGAAUGAUGAUACUUUCAGCAUUUAAGUCCGAAGGUUUGACCUUAGGGAGUUGACUAGGUUCCUUUGCUUGCUUGGGUGAAUUUCAAUGUGUAAUAUACGUUUUAUUAUAAAUUAUAAUUAGUAAUAUAAUAGAAACACCCAGGCUAAGAUUAUAUGUUUUAGAACUCAAAAUAUAAUUUAUUUGCCAAAAUGUUCUACUCAUACUACCUUUUAAUGGAUCAUUUGGGGGAUAAUUGCGGUCUGCCUUUCAUGGGAGAAUGAAUGCAUUGGAUUAAAAUAUAUUAGUAGUGAAACACAUGCAGACAUGAUCAUACUUGGUGAAAGAGCCUCUAAAGAAACCGACCAUGGAGCACUGAUAUGGGACGCUGCUUGAUGCCUUGAAGGCCACUUUGUUUUUUCUGCCUGGGACACUAUAUUAUAUUGAGCAGCGUCUCUGAUCUCUCUAUUAACGACAGCCUUCAGAACCAAGUAAACCUUGCUUCUAACAAUUCUUGGGACUCACAUUGGAUGCAAGGGCCUGGGAUGGCUGGCCAUUUAUGCCCAGGUAUCAUUUUUCUUCGAGAAGUGUUUAUAAUAUAUGUGGUAGUAAUUCCCAUAUUUAACCCCAAGAAAAGGAAUUCAUGUGACGACUCCAUCUUUGUUUUUUGUUUUCAAAGUUUUUUUUUUAAUAGAUAUUUAUCAAAACAACAUAGGUCAUCAAAAGAAAAAAAAAUAUGGAUUUUUAUUCAAAGAGUGCUUAACAACGGUACAAAAUUUCAUUGAUAUAAUAAAAAAAUGGAUUUUUAUUCACUUCGUCUAAAAAUUGUUUGUUCAUUGAUUCAUAAUUUGUUGCUCUGGAAUUGAAGAAGAAACUCGGUAUGUGUUGUUCUUCUCUCUACCUCUUCGUGUAUGUUCUUAAUCUUUUUGCUACUCAAUUAUGUACUCUAAUUACUCUCUUCAGUAGAAUUUUGUUGAGAUUUUACAUAUAACAUAAGCAUGAAAUAAACUACAUACUGUUUGGGAUUUUAUGUAUAAUAUAAGUAUGAAACAAACCACGUAUUGCUUAGGAUGUUAAAGUAGAUUAUAAUUUGAACUAGUGUUUCUUCGAUCAGAGUCGAUCAGGGGUGGAGCCAAGAAUUUGUUUCAGGGGGGGUGCCUUAUUAAAGAAGAUUAUAUUUUUUUCAAGCAAAUAGUGAUGCAAGACAAUAAGUCAAAAAAUAGAUCUGUAAUAAUGGUGGAAUAAUAACAUUUAAUAAUUUGAAAAAUAAUUAUUUAAAAAUAAUAAUAACUUAAAAUACACCUUAAGAGUCCUAGCAACAAAUUUAAUUACUAAACUUUGAAGAGAAAAAAAAAAAUAGUUUGAAUAAAGGAAUGUAAUUUUUUUUUUUUUUUUUUAGAGAAUAUAAAGAAGAAGAAGAAAAAGAAGAAGAAGAAGAGGAGUAAGAAUGAAAAGAAAGGAAAAAUUAAAGAUAUUUUUAAAAAAUAAUUAUUUUAGUGGGCAUUUUUGUAAAAUUUUAUAAAUUAUAGGCCUAUUUGCAAUAAAAAUUAAUUGGCCCAAGGGUAAAUAAUUAUUUCAGUGGGGCAUUUUUCAGUUUUUUAUAAAUUAUUGGCCUAUGUGUAAUUAAAAUUAAUGGCCAUUUUUUAGAAAAAAAUUAUUUCAAGGGGGGCAUUUUGAAAACUUUUAUAAAUUAUAGGCUAUUUUGUAAUUAAAACUAAUGGGCCAGCAUGGGCCCAGAGGGGCCCUAUGGGAGUCGAUGAUUAUCAUCCGAUUAUGGUGAUUAUAAUUUGAAUUAGUGUUUAUUCAAUUAGAGUUAAUGAUUAUACUUUGCUUAUUACCGUAUUUUUUUUUCUUUUUUUAUUCAUUAUUCUAACCCUAGCUCCCAAAUAACUCAUUACUCUCAUCUGGCAUCUCAUUAGUUAUUACAGCCGCGCCUCUCUCGCCUCUUCUCUCUUCACCCUCUUCUCUAGACUCUAGUUAUUUUCGCCUCUGUGACGGUCUUCACUCUUCACCUCUGUUUUUGUUCACUCUUCGCCUUCUAAUCUCUCGCCUCUCAAUCCAUUGUUCACCAAAUUCGAAGCAACGGCGACCUCUGCGUAUCGAAGCAACGGCGACCUCUUCGAGUGGAUCUACCUCUUUUCCGUGAUGGAUCUUCUUAUUCUGGAAGACGACGACGCCGACGGCCAUCCCGUGGCUGAACUGUAACUAUGUGGCUUCGGGCUCCACUGUGUACUCCAUCACGGAGGAUUCUCGUAUCUAUUUGGUGAACGCCGCCGAUCUCUCAGGUCAUUGGAGUGCGAUUCAGGCCAGUGCUUGUAAACCUUCAGUUUAUUUUCUUUUGUUAAGACAGGGAAUCCAUUGCCCUAACCCUUCCCAAGAUGUAAAGUUAAAGUUUUUCAUUGGAAAAUAGACCCAUAUGAAACUCUAUCUCGGAUUGACUCGAUUGAGGAGGUGUUUUGCUUUUUCUGAAAUUUUGAUUCUUUGUGUUUUUUUUCAUUUAGGGUUUCCUUGCUGCCAUGGACUCUUCUUUUUCCCUGUAAAAAUCAUUGAUUUUGUAUUUAUAUUUAAAAAAAAAAAAAAUGAACAA
Cornus florida is the source of this 4190-nucleotide messenger RNA. RefSeq lists its product as uncharacterized. Gene Ontology annotation, molecular function: protein binding. The transcript has 9 exons. The record is from RefSeq and is a predicted model, not a curated record. The coding region runs from base 268 to 1524 and encodes 418 amino acids. NCBI's taxonomy places the organism in Eukaryota, Viridiplantae, Streptophyta, Magnoliopsida, Cornales, Cornaceae.